Capra hircus (goat) is the source of this 3814-nucleotide messenger RNA. It is a transcript of the gene FZD6, whose product is annotated as frizzled class receptor 6. Gene Ontology annotation, cellular component: plasma membrane. Gene Ontology annotation, molecular function: Wnt-protein binding; Wnt receptor activity. Bases 312 to 2456 code for a protein of 714 amino acids. NCBI's taxonomy places the organism in Eukaryota, Metazoa, Chordata, Mammalia, Artiodactyla, Bovidae. The transcript is spliced from 7 exons. The record is from RefSeq and is a predicted model, not a curated record. Gene Ontology annotation, biological process: canonical Wnt signaling pathway; non-canonical Wnt signaling pathway.
GUCUCGCGGGAUUGCUCAGCUCUCGCCCGGCCGUGCGACUCCCGGCUCCCGCGGUGGCCGGAGUCCCGGACGCUCCCUGGAGCCGUCGCUGGCCGCGGGGGGACGGUGGGCUGGACGGGGACGGGGAGGAACGGGUGCCUUCGACCGCCGCCCGAGUAAUUGACCCAGAACUCAUUUUCAGGAAAAAGAGCUUCCUUCAAAAUGGUAAAAUAAUCAAAUGAGGAAUUUGAACAUUUGUAUCUUUGGAUGGAAAUCUGAGAAUGAAGAGUGAUUAAUACAAGCCAUGUGGUAAAAUUAGGAAUUUGAAGAGAAUGGAAACGUUUACGUUUUUGUGGACAUGUAUUUUUCUACCCCUGGUAAGAGGGCACAGUCUUUUCACCUGUGAACCAAUUACUGUUCCCAGAUGUAUGAAAAUGGCCUACAACAUGACGUUUUUCCCUAAUCUGAUGGGUCAUUAUGACCAGAGUAUUGCUGCUGUAGAAAUGGAGAUUUUUCUUCCUCUUGCAAAUCUGGAAUGUUCACCAAAUGUUGAAACUUUCCUUUGCAAAGCUUUUGUACCAACCUGCACUGAACAAAUUCAUGUGGUUCCACCCUGUCGGAAAUUCUGUGAGAAAGUGUAUUCUGAUUGCAAGAAGUUAAUGGACACUUUUGGGAUCCGAUGGCCUGAGGAACUUGAAUGUGAUAGAUUACAGUACUGUGAUGAGUCUGUUCCUGCAACUUUUAACCCACAUACAGAGCUUCUUGAUCCUCAAAAGAAAUCAGAACAAAUCCGAAGAGACAUUGGAUUUUGGUGUCCAAGGCAUCUGAAGACUUCUGGGGGACAAGGCUAUAAGUUUCUGGGAAUUGACCAAUGUGCACCUCCAUGCCCCAACAUGUAUUUUAAAAGUGAUGAGCUAGAGUUUGCAAAAAGUUUUAUUGGAAUAGUUUCAAUAUUUUGUCUCUGUGCAACCCUUUUCACAUUCCUUACUUUUUUAAUUGAUGUUAGAAGAUUCAGAUACCCAGAGCGACCUAUUAUAUAUUACUCUGUCUGUUAUAGCAUUGUAUCUCUUAUGUACUUUAUCGGAUUCUUGCUAGGCAACAGCACAGCGUGCAAUAAGGCAGACGAGAAACUGGAACUUGGUGACACGGUGGUUCUAGGCUCUCAAAAUAAGGCUUGCACCAUUUUGUUCAUGUUUUUGUAUUUUUUCACCAUGGCUGGCACUGUGUGGUGGGUGAUGCUUACCAUUACUUGGUUCUUAGCUGCUGGCAGAAAAUGGAGCUGUGAGGCCAUUGAACAAAAAGCAGUGUGGUUUCAUGCUGUUGCAUGGGGAAUACCAGGUUUUCUCACCAUUAUGCUUCUUGCCAUGAACAAAGUUGAAGGAGACAACAUUAGUGGCGUCUGCUUUGUCGGCCUUUAUGACCUGGAUGCUUCUCGCUACUUCGUCCUCUUGCCACUGUGCCUUUGUGUGUUUGUCGGGCUGUCUCUCCUCUUAGCUGGCAUUAUUUCCUUAAAUCACGUUCGACAAGUUAUACAACAUGAUGGCCGGAACCAAGAGAAACUGAAGAAGUUUAUGAUUCGAAUUGGAGUCUUCAGUGGCCUGUAUCUUGUGCCAUUAGUAACUCUCCUGGGAUGCUACGUCUACGAGCAAGUAAACAGGAUUACCUGGGAGAUAACUUGGGUCUCUGACCACUGUCGUCAGUACCAUAUCCCAUGUCCUUAUCAGGCAAAUACAGAAACUCGACCAGAACUGGCUUUAUUUAUGAUAAAAUAUCUGAUGACAUUAAUUGUUGGCAUCUCUGCUGUCUUCUGGGUUGGAAGCAAAAAGACAUGCACAGAAUGGGCUGGAUUUUUUAAACGAAAUCGCAAGAAAGAUCCAAUCAGUGAAAGCCGAAGAGUAUUACAGGAGUCAUGUGAGUUUUUCUUAAAGCACAAUUCCAAAGUUAAACACAAAAAGAAGCACUACAAGCCAAGUUCACAUAAACUGAAGGUCAUUUCCAAAUCCAUGGGUACCAGCACAGGGGUGACGGCAAAUCAUGGUACUUCUGCGGUAGCAAUCACUAACCAUGACUACUUAGGACAAGAAACUCUGACAGAAAUACAGACUUCACCGGAAACAUCAGUGAGAGAGGUGAGAGGGGAUGGAGCGAGCACCCCCAAAUUAAGAGAACGGAACUAUGAGGAGCCUGCCUCCCCAGCAGCACCCAGCUCCAAACCCUCCGGGGAACAGACGGACAGGAAAGGCCAAGGCCGGGCAGGCAACGUGAAUGACAAGAGCAGUGUGUCUGAAAGUGCGCGGAGUGAAGGAAGGGUAACCCCAAAGAGUGAUGUCCCCGGAAGUGGCCCAGUGCAGAGCAACAGCGUGCAGGCAUCCAGUUCUCCAGAGCCAGGCAGCCUCAAAGGCUCAACAUCACUGCUUGUUCAUUCGGCUUCAGGAGCUGGAAAAGAGCAGGGCGCUGGCGGUCAUUCAGAUACUUGAAAACCAGGCCAUCGUGUUACUGAGAAGGGGAUUCCUGCUACACUGGAGGUGCCAGUACACUGUCUUACAAGAAUCACUGUUACAGUUUGCUUUUGCACUUAAAGCUACAUCGCCUCUUGUUACACUGAAAACAAUAGAUUCUGAGAAUAUGAUUCAUUUCACACAGAGGUUAAUGGCAGCAAUAUACCCCCCCAAACGGGAAUGUGCAGGUUAAUAAUAUUUUUCAAGUUGUGUGGGAGGAGAGACUGUUAGAAGAAUCUUCAUUUUCGAUUUAUGAAGAUUCUUCUGUGUCAAAAGUGUUUUAAAUUGUACUAUGCUGUUUCACUUUUCUAGUAUAAAGUCAAGAUUUUUCUUUGCUGAAGUAUUUAAAACUUAUCUUCAUAUCAUUUUUAUAUAUUUGAAAAUGAAUUUUUAUGUUUUGAACUUUUUUAAGAAAUCUUAAGUCUAUUCAGAUAUUUUUAUGUUAUUCCAACAGCUGAUUUUAGCACUAUUUUGGUAGCUUUUACAUUGAAUUUCUAAGAAAAUAAGUUCUUUUGUAGUAUGAAAAGUAGUUGAUACACUGAAAUUCAAUUUAUCAUGGAAAUUCACCUUUAAAAACCUAUUUACCUUAUCAUCUUCAAUGUGUGAAUUUUAUGAAGUCUAGUUGUUUUAGGAAUUUCACAGAUCUAUUAUGCAACUGAAAUAAGGUGCUUACUGAGUGUCCAAUGUUGAUAUUAUGCUGCUGACUGAUCCUUCUGAUUUUUUAAAAUGAAAUUUUCUGAAGGAUUAGUAGAUGAAUUGUUACUCUUAUAAAUUAAGCCAAGUGCAAGGUGAAUUGUUACUGUUUUAUAAAUUAAGCCAAGUGCAAUUGAUUUCCUUUUUUAAUAUAUCAUGACUACCCAAGAUUGUGUUUGUAUGACCAUUUACAAUUGCUUAUACAUUUAACUUUUGUUUUUUUAACAUUUCGAAUACUACAGACUUUUUGCAUUUUUGCAGUAUCUUUCUCAGACAUAAUGUAGAAUUCAUCUGUGCAGCUAAAUAGGAUUUUGCUGAAUAUUCAAACAUGUGCUAGCAGUAUUAGUGCCAAACAAAUGGAAAAUAUAUAUAUACAGUCCUGAUAAACAGAAUAAAAUAUAUUUCACGUAACAUACUUUGAAAUAUUAAAGAAUUUUCUUAAUUUUGUUUUCAAUGAAUAUCUUUCCCUGAACGAAACUUUGUUAUACUUUUGGUCUUUUUCUCUUAUUUAACAUUCUGUUAAAGUGUAAAAAGAAAAUCAUCAUGUACUGUAUGAAAAAUGUAAAUAUUAACUUUUCCACAUUUUUUAACUUUGUAUACAAAAAUUUUAUGUGAUCUUUUCAGUAAUAAAAUGUUCUUUGCAU